UGUAGAUAUAUAUUAAUUGCUUCUAAUAAUGUAUUACUUAAUCCUCUCUUUGGCUUUAUUAGCCCAUUUAAAUAGCUCAGCAGUAUGCUCGAGAAUUUUAGGUGUAUUUCCGAGUUCAGGAUACAGUCAGUACCUUUUGGCUGAGCCUUUAAUGAUAGAACUAGCUGAAAAAGGACACGAGGUGACUGUAAUUAGUGCAUUUGAAACAAGAAAUGUUACUAAUCUGAGAAGCAUUACAGUGCCUAUGCCUGUUGAUAAGGAAGAGAGCGAUAGCUUGUAUAAACUACAGGACUUGAAUAUAUUCAGAAAUCUUGAAGUAUUUAAUGAACUAACACUAGCUUGUACAGAAAACAUCUUGAAAGACACAAAAGUACAAUCUUUACUGAAUUCAAAUGAAUCUUUUGAUUUGGUGAUUGUUGAAACAUUUAAUAACGAAGGGCAUCUUGCUUUUGCAAAACAUUUUAAGGCACAUUUAGUAUUAUUUAGCUCCCAAGCUCUUUCUCAAUGGAAUGCAGAAUUAGUCGGGAACAUUAAUCUUCCCUCGUAUUUACCAACACCUUUUUCUCGAAGUGUACCAUCCAUGAAUUUUAUGGAAAGGUUCAUAAAUACUAUGGCUAUGUGGUACGACAAAUAUCUUAAAAUUUUCUACCAUUAUCCAGCUCAGCAAGCAUUGAUAAAUAAACAUUUUCCUGUAAAGUAUAAAUUAGAAGAUAUUAUGUACAAUGCUAGUUUAAUGUUAAGCUGUUCACAUGUGAGUACUAGUGGCUCUAUAUCGCUAACGCCAUCUGUGAUUGAAGUUGGUGGGUUACAUAUAAAAUCAAAAGGAUUACCCGAUAAUUUUAAGUCCUUUCUGGAUUCAGCAAAUGAGGGUGCAAUUUUAUUUAGCAUGGGUUCAAACUUAAGAAGCAGUAGUUUGUCUAAGGAAACUAUCAGAGAAAUUGUUAAUAUGAUAGCAAAUUUGCAGUAUAAAGUAAUAUGGAAAUUUGAAGAUCUGGAUUUGGAAAAUAAACCUAGUAAUCUACUGAUAUCAAAAUGGGUACCUCAAAAUGAUAUUUUAGCACAUCCAAAUAUAAUAGCUUUUAUUUCUCACUGUGGUAUGGGCGGUACUACAGAGGCUGUAUAUCAUGGUGUUCCGGUAAUAGGUAUACCUGUUUUUGCUGAUCAAUUUGCUAAUGUUCUUAGAUUAGUACGAAUGGAAAUGGCUGUGGAGCUUCCCUUUCAACAACUGAGUGGAAAAGUUCUACAGGAAGCUAUUCAGGAAGUUCUACACAAUAAGAAAUACAGGGAAAAUGCGAAAACGAGGUCUAAUGUAAUGCGUGAUCGAGUAUUGGAACCCCUAGAUGAAGCUGUAUAUUGGGUAGAAUAUGUGAUAAAACAUGAUGGUGCUCAUUAUUUAAAGAGUUCCUUUAGUGACCUAGCAUGGUACCAACUGUAUUUAGUUGAUGUUAUUUUAGCAAUUGCUGUGAUACCUUAUGUAAUAUUUAUUCUAAUACGUCUUAUGGGAAAGUUAUUAACAUGAUUUAUAAUUUAGAAUUUAUAAGA
Sitophilus oryzae (rice weevil) is the source of this 1542-nucleotide messenger RNA. Its product is annotated as UDP-glucuronosyltransferase 2B18-like. Lineage: Eukaryota; Metazoa; Arthropoda; Insecta; Coleoptera; Curculionidae. The record is from RefSeq and is a predicted model, not a curated record. Gene Ontology annotation, molecular function: UDP-glycosyltransferase activity. The transcript has 4 exons. Bases 29 to 1519 code for a protein of 496 amino acids.